Cuculus canorus (common cuckoo) is the source of this 4361-nucleotide messenger RNA. RefSeq names its product folliculin (gene FLCN). The transcript is spliced from 12 exons. Bases 277 to 2016 code for a protein of 579 amino acids. NCBI's taxonomy places the organism in Eukaryota, Metazoa, Chordata, Aves, Cuculiformes, Cuculidae. The record is from RefSeq and is a predicted model, not a curated record. Gene Ontology annotation, molecular function: GTPase activator activity. Gene Ontology annotation, cellular component: cytosol. Gene Ontology annotation, biological process: positive regulation of TORC1 signaling; positive regulation of transforming growth factor beta receptor signaling pathway; positive regulation of GTPase activity.
GGACGGAGCGGCUCGGUGCCGCCGUACGAACGGCCUCCACCUCCCGCUCUUCCGGUGUCUCCUCCUUCUCCUCGCCUCUUCGUGGCGGCGGCGGCGGCGGAUGGGCAGCCGGGGAGCUGUGUGAUCCGCUUCCCCGCACCCCCACGGUGCCGGGUAGGGGUGGUACGGUCCGCAUCGGGGCCGCGAGGGGCCGCGGCGGGGCACGGGCUCCGCUCUGUCAGCCCCCGCCUGGCCUGUGAGACUGGAGGAGGCCAGCGCAGGUGCUGAGCUCUCACUAUGAAUGCUAUUGUUGCCCUCUGCCACUUCUGUGAGCUCCACGGUCCUCGCACCCUCUUCUGUACUGAGGUUUUACAUUCACCGCUUCCCCAAGGCGCGAGCAGCGGGGACAUCUCUGGACAGAAUGAGCAAGCGGAAGAGGAGGAAGGUGGCAUUCAGAUGAGCAGUCGCAUCCGCUCACACAGCCCAGCGGAAGGUGCCAGUGCCGACUCCAGCAGUCCAGGGCCAAAGAAGUCAGACAUGUGUGAGGGUUGCCGCUCUCUUGCAGGAGGGCAUCCUGGAUACGUCAGCCAUGACAAAGAGACUUCAAUCAAGUACGUCAGUCACCAGCACCCAAACCACCCCCAGCUGUUCAGCAUCGUGCGCCAGGCCUGCGUCCGCAGUCUGAGCUGCGAGGUCUGCCCAGGACGUGAAGGCCCUAUUUUUUUUGGAGAUGAACAACAUGGUUUUGUGUUCAGCCACACCUUCUUUAUCAAAGACAGUCUGGCUCGAGGUUUCCAGCGCUGGUACAGCAUCAUCACUAUCAUGAUGGACCGGAUUUACCUCAUCAACUCCUGGCCUUUCUUGUUGGGAAAAAUCAGGGGCAUCAUUGAUGAGCUUCAAGGCAAAGCACUUAAGGUGUUUGAAGCGGAGCAGUACGGGUGCCCUCAGCGUGCCCAGCGGAUGAACACAGCCUUCACUCCCUUCCUGCACCAGCGGAACGGCAAUGCAGCCCGCUCCUUAACAUCACUGACCAACGAUGAAAACCUGUGGGCAUGUUUGCAUACUUCCUUUGCUUGGCUUUUGAAAGCUUGUGGGAGCCGGCUUACAGAGAAGCUUCUAGAGGGAGCACCAACAGAAGACACCCUCGUUCAGAUGGAAAAACUUGCAGACCUGAAAGAAGAGUCAGAAGGCUGGGAUGGUUCUGAGGAGGGAGAGAAGUCUUCUUCCCAGCCAGAUGUUGUGGAGGGGCAGGAGCUAUCUAAAUGCUCACCCGAAACAUCUCUGAUGCCAGAUUGCAGUAGCUGGAAUGUAGCUCACAGAAGGUUAUCUGUAUUCCGCUCUCUCAGACACAUGAGGCAGGUUCUUGGGGCAUCAUCGUUCCGCAUGCUGGCUUGGCAUGUUUUGAUGGGGAACCAGGUCAUCUGGAAAGCUCGAGAUAUGGAUCUCGUCCAGUCUGCUUUUGAUGUGCUACGGACCAUGCUGCCUGUUGGUUGUGUGCGGAUCAUCCCCUACAGUGACCAGUACGAAGAGGCAUAUCGGUGUAACUUCCUCGGGCUUAGCCCACACGUCCAAAUCCCAUCCCACAUAUUAUCAUCUGAGUUCGCGGUCCUUGUGGAAGUUCGCUCUGCUACCCGGUCCAGUCUCUACCCGACUCUGUUUGACGACGAGCAGUCCCUCAACAAGUAUGAGUUCGUUGUCACCAGUGGUAGCCCUGUUGCAGCAGACCGAGUUGGCCCGACAAUCUUGAACAAGAUCGAAGCUGCUCUGACCAACCAGAACCUCUCUGUGGAUGUGGUGGAUCAGUGCCUUGUUUGCCUGAAGGAGGAGUGGAUGAAUAAAGUCAAGGUCCUCUUUAAAUUCACGAAAGUGGACAGCAGACCCAAGGAGGACACCCAAAAACUGCUGAGCAUUCUGGGAGCGGCAGAAGAGGACAACGUCAAGCUUCUCAAGUUCUGGAUGACUGGCCUGAGCAAGACGUACAAGUCCCACCUGAUGUCGACAGUUCGCAGCCCGACCUCCUCAGAGUCCCGGAACUAAAGGGUGCCCAACCUCACUUGCUGCCUUUGGAUAAUUGCAGGGACCCCCAAGUUACCACUGCUGAGCCUGCAGCACAUGCAUUAGGUGGAUAGUGAAACUUCAUCACUAUUCUUCCAUUCCUCAAACUAACUUGAAGAAUGACUCGAGUCUUUUCUAAUUGCUGUGAGACCGGACUAAUAAGUGCUAAUAAAUAAUGCUGCUGUCCGUCCUGAAACUCAGCUCUAAAUCUAGACCUCCACACUCGAGACUAAAGUGCAGCAACGCUCAACUAGUGUGAACUAAUUAAAAUUCCAUACUGUCCUCAUUAAGCAUUAAGGUGUGGCAGUAGACCUCAGUUUUAGGUUUCGUUGGCAAGACUCGGAUACCUGUGACAACAUCCAGAACUCCUGGGAAUGGAUAUAGUUAAUGUCUCUGAAUACCACAUAGAUCUCCUAAAUGCCUGGGAGAGAACAAGAACCAAAAAUUAGUGACGUGUCACAGGGUAUGGAUCAUAUGUAAAUUAUUUCAAACCACUUUAUGCUUGGAAUUAAGAGACUUUUCUGCUGUAGCAUAAGUCAGGAUAUCCUCUUGGAGUCCUGUCACUCCACUUUAUUUAUUUAUAUCUUAAUUUGAGACAGUUUCAGCAUUUACUUUGGAACUAUUGGCUGGGAGGCAGAAUUGUAGUAGAAGUCUCAAAUGCAGCCUACUUGCCUCUCUAGAGGGUAAAUUACUCUCCUUGUGUUGCCUGUGAUUGCAAAACUUCCAGGUAAUGAAGAUAACCUCUCCAGGAUAAGGCUGCUGGUGUUCUGACUUCAGAAACAGUUUUCUAGCUUCCUAAUUAAGCGGAAAAAAUCGAACCUGUAGGUGCUCCCUUAUAUAACUCUCUAGUAGCCGUUCUGAAUGCUUAAUCGUUCAUGGAAACAUUGGUGCAUUUUUUAAUUACCUAAACAGAUGUUCCUUACCUGCACUGUAAGGAACUACUGUUUCUGUUGUGAAUUUGUUUUUUUUCUGGAUCAUUGUUGGGAAAACUUGACGUUACCGUAGACAUUUUUAACAAGCUAGAGGCAGGUUUUACCCAGGUGACCUUCUACACUCAUUCAAACGAGACUCAAGCUCAGAGGAGAUGUUCCAACUUGUCACGAGUUCUGUUCUUAUGUAUAAAAUAUGCAGGAUGAUUUUUGUCUGGAACAUCCGUGAAAUGGAGACAGGCAUUAAAUCUCAUUAAGAGCUAUUUUUGUAAAAUGGAUGAAGCCUGGCUUUGUGUUGAUUUUCGGCGUGCGUGUGUUGGGGAAGCAGCAGUUGAUCCGCAGGGCAAUUCUGCAUCUGUGCCUUGGUCUAAUUUACAGAAUGUAACAGGUCUUUUCCUCUUAACUUUGUAUGUUUUAGUUUCUCGUACAUACGGAGCAAGAGAUGAUUGGGUAUAUUAAGUGAAAAUACUUGACUGGACAUGAAAUGACUGCAGGAUAUUCAAACAAAUACUUGGAAAAAAGGCAUUACUCUGUUAUUUCAAAAACCAACCACUUAUUUAAUUUCAAGGUUUGCAAAAAAGAUUGCGUUUCCCAACUGUCAGUAAGGAAAGGAGACAAAAGUGGUGAUGCAGCUCUCUCCACAGGAAAGGAAUCUUGGACUAAUAAAUAUGUCUGGCUUCCUGUGUGCUAGGUGCUAGUCAGGAGGGAAAAACAAAGCAACAGAAGUAAUUAGACAAGUGUGCACUAAUGAGUCAGAAUUUCUAGUACUAGGUCGGUGCUUGCCCUUGUGGCUACCUUUUAUGUGAUCUAGUACUCUUUCAUUUUUCUCCUUGAAAGUUAUUCUGGUCCAGUUCAGAGCUGUGUAACACAGCAGGCAAGACAUUAUUUGGCAUUUAGACCUUGCCUGCUGGACUGUUUCUGGAUUUGCAGGAAUAGCUCUCCCAAGAAAUCCAACAUUAGAAUUUCAUCUCUGUCUCACUGGCAGCUGGGGCAGCACCAUUAGCGAAGUCUGUGGUUCUGAACAGAGGUGUAGCUUCCUCCAAAAUACCAGGUCAAGCCUCGGGCUUCAUCUUCUUCCUUGCGUUUGUGUACAGUGUCUGUUGGUCUCCAUCCUGAUCCAAACGAGGGCUGUGUCAGGGAUGAUGCUCUGGAUAAGGUGCAGUUUCUGAGCCAGGGACAGGAAACCAUGGCCUUAACUCUUAAUACCCCAGGGAAAGAAGCGGGGAGUUGAAGUCUGUGAACCCAGGGCUCCUGCAUAGCACAAACCCAGAUGUGCUGCCUGCCAGAACAGAUCCAUAGGUGGGAAUACUGAGCUAAUGGGCUGGGCAAGUUCCUGCAGCUCAGGCCGCAGGCGCUGGAAUCUGCACACUCCCCUUAGUACAACUUAAUUAACAAAAU